Molecule: messenger RNA, 1919 nt
Organism: Toxotes jaculatrix (banded archerfish)
Lineage: Eukaryota; Metazoa; Chordata; Actinopteri; Toxotidae
Gene: nusap1
Product: nucleolar and spindle associated protein 1
Exons: 12
Coding region: 80-1555 (491 amino acids)
Biological process (GO): mitotic cytokinesis; establishment of mitotic spindle localization; mitotic chromosome condensation
Cellular component (GO): nucleolus; microtubule; mitotic spindle
Molecular function (GO): microtubule binding
Source: RefSeq, a predicted model, not a curated record
CCACGGCACGGCUCAGUGAGAAACAAUAAGCGUGUAUGCUGAUUUCUUUCCACUAAACGGAAUAAACUAACACACCGGCAUGGAUUUGGACUCCAUGAAAUAUGCAGAGUUGCGAAGUCUCGCCAAGGAGCUCGGACUUAAAGCAAACAUGAAGGCCGAUAAACUCCUGAAAAUGAUCAAGCAGCAUUACCAACAAGAAAAGAACAACAAGGAGGGAGAGCAGAGACAGGAUAAGGAUGCAGCUACUGUCCAAGAAGAUGAAAAUGCAGGACAAGACAGUGCUCAGGAAAAUAAAGAUGCGACUUGCAAGGGAGGCGUUUCCAGCAGCGCUGUGUUUGUGAACACACGCCGAGGCAAAGGAAACGGCACGAAGAGAAAGAUCUCUGACACUGCGACGGAGACUGGCUGUGAUGCCGAGUUACCUCCAAGUGCUGCACAGGCUGACACUGAAGUGGCUGCAUCUGCUGCACCCCGUGGUGGUCCCGGAGCAAAGAAGAGAAAAGUGUCUUCUGUCAAAGAUUCUCAGGAACCUGAGCCUCCCAAGGAGACCCAGGCCACCAGCAGAGAGCAGCAUCAGCAAGCUGACAUCAAGGACGAAGCACCUUUGCAUGAAGAUGCAGACAUUCAAAAUAUGUGUCAAGAAAAAGCAACAAGAGGGGCCAAAGCUGGUAAAAUCCCUCGUUACCAAGGCCUCCAGCAGAAGAGCAAGCCGUUGUUGAAGCCUGUCACUCCUAACUUCAAAAAACUCCACGAGGCACAUUUUAGCAAGAUGGAGUCCAUUGACUGCUACGUCCAGAGGAAGACCAAGCAGAUGGAGACCUACAGAAAUUCAGUUAAAGAACUGAAGAACCUUUCAGACAAAACUAAACUGCAGCAAGUUGAUGGCAAAACCCAAGCAACCGCAAAUCAGAGUCGUGCUUCCAUGUUCAGUCCUGCUCCGGUGAAGAGACAAGCUGAUGAUAAACGCAGACACACUUUGCUUUCAGCUAGCAAAGCUCCUCCAAAUAAACCUGCUGGGAAAGAAGAUGCUCCAUUCAGACCAUCUGUCAUUUCCACUCGCAGGAUCAAUGUUCGGUUCUCAGAAGCCACUCAUGACAAUGAGCAUAAGAGGUCUUUGGUGAAGACGCCAGCACGCAUGUCACCCUGUGUGACCUCGAGCACCCCCCAGAAACAGACCGCUGAUGCAGUGAAGCCCAGCAAUUUCAAGACUUCAACUUUCUCUGCCACUAAAACUCCAGGGCCGUUUGUUUUCACUGGCAACACAAGCACUUCAGCAACUCCAGGAACACAAAAGAAGGCGAGCUUUGAUCUGAAGGCCAGUCUGUCUCGUCCCCUCACCUACAAGCCUCAUAAAGGUAAACUGAAGCCCUUUGGAGAUUCCAAAGAAAACACAAAAGCGGUGGAAAACAAGUCUCUGAUCACAGACUCUCAUCAGAAAAAUUAUAAACAGCAUCAAGUCCAAACAAGGGAGAGCAGGAGAGCAAAACACAUGGAAGAUCGGAAGCAUAAGAAAGAGAGCAUGCUUGGGGCAAGAAGAGGCCUCGUCAUGAUGUAAAAAUACUGCGCUUGUUUGUAGCCGUUUGUACAGCCUGUUUCACUGUAAAUAUUUUUGUCGUCUGUAGCUGACACUUGAGUUUCUGCUGUGUCUUUUAGCCUGCUGUUAGGAAAGUAGACACUCUUCGUUAUCAUUCUAUCAGCCUACUGUGUUUUUAGAUUUUACGCGUUAGCUUUUUAGCUCUGAAUGAUGCAUUUAUGUAUAUUGAUGUGUAGAGAUUUGUUGUUUUGCUGCAUUUGAAAUUUGUAAUGUUCUUUAAAAAUUCGAUAUGCUUCGUUUUUUACUGUUUUGGAAAAGACUGAUGAAAGACAUUUAUUCAAAAGAUUAUCUUGUCUGCAUUCUUCAAUUAAAUUUGUUAUUGCAG